CUCUUCCGGCGUGCUGUGGUCAUGGCCGCCGCGGCCGCCGGGCCGGUGGAAUUGGGCUUCGCCGAGGAGGCGGCGGCGUGGAGGCUGCGCAGCGAGCAGUUCCCCAGCAAGGUGGGCGGGCGGCCGGCGUGGCUGGGCCUGGCAGAGCUGCCGGGGCCCCGGGCGCUGGCGUGCGCGCGCUGCGGCCGGCCGCUCGCCUUCCUGCUGCAGGUGUACGCGCCGCUGCCCGGCAGGGACGACGCCUUCCACCGCAGCCUCUUCCUCUUCUGCUGUCGGGAGCCGCCGUGCUGCGCCGGCCUACGAGUUUUUCGUAAUCAGCUACCAAGGAAAAACGACUUUUACUCAUUUGAGCCGCCACCUGAGACGGGAGCCUCGGAUACAGCAGACAGUGUAUGCCUCCAGCUUAAGUCCGGAGCCCAUCUCUGCAGGGUUUGUGGUUGCUUGGGUCCCAUGACAUGCUCUCGGUGCAGACAGGCACAUUACUGCAGUAAGGAGCACCAGACAUUAGACUGGCGUCUGGGACACAAGCAGGCGUGUACAAAGUCAGACCAUUUAGACCAUACGGUUCCAGACCACAACUUCCUGUUUCCAGAAUUUGAAAUUGUAACAGAAACAGAAGAUGAGCUUUUGCCCGAGGCUGUGGAAAUGGAAGAUUAUUCUGAAAUUACAGGAAGCAUGGGGGGAAUACCUGAGGAAGAACUGGAUUCCAUGGCAAAGCAUGAAUCCAAGGAAGAUCACAUCUUCCAAAAAUUUAAAUCCAAAAUAGCUCUGGAACCUGAGCAGAUCCUCAGGUAUGGAAGAGGCACGCAACCCAUUUGGAUUUCUGGUGAAAAUAUCCCUCAAGAACAAGACAUUCCAGACUGCCCUUGUGGUGCCAAGAGGACAUUUGAAUUCCAGGUCAUGCCCCAGCUGUUGAACCACCUAAAGGCAGACAGACUGGGCAGAAGUGUGGACUGGGGCAUCUUGGCUGUCUUCACCUGUGCUGAGAGCUGUCACCUGGGCACUGGCUAUACAGAGGAGUUUGUGUGGAAACAGGAUGUGAUAGAUACUCCCUGAACAGGGUUAAAUAUUCCUUACGAGCAGAGGCACACACUAAUCCCAGCACUCUGGGAGGCACA
Acomys russatus (golden spiny mouse) is the source of this 1118-nucleotide messenger RNA. It is a transcript of the gene Pdcd2, whose product is annotated as programmed cell death 2. Gene Ontology annotation, cellular component: nucleus; cytoplasm. The transcript is spliced from 6 exons. NCBI's taxonomy places the organism in Eukaryota, Metazoa, Chordata, Mammalia, Rodentia, Muridae. The record is from RefSeq and is a predicted model, not a curated record. The coding region runs from base 22 to 1056 and encodes 344 amino acids.